GUAUCUUUGCGUUCAAGUGUGUGCGGGCGGAGGAGAUCUUCAACAUGCUGCAGGACAUCAUGCACAACAACAGCAUCAGCGUAGUGGAGGAGCAGGUGGUGGAGGUCAACCCUAUAGGGUCUGUUGAGGCUGAGCUGCCCUGCACACCUCACACUGCUGCUGGUAAGACCUGUUACACUCACUCCUACUAGUACGACCUGUCACACUCACUCCUACUAGUUAGACCUGUCACACUCACUCCUACCAGUUAGACCUGUCACACUCACUCCUACCAGUUAGACCUGUCCCACUCACUCCUACUAGUACGACCUGUCACACUCACUCCUACCAGUUAGACCUGUCACACUCACUCCUACCAGUUAGACCUGUCACACUCACUCCUACCAGUUAGACCUAUUACACUCACUCCUACUAGUACGACCUGUCACACUCACUCCUACUAGUACGACCUGUCACACUCACUCCUACUAGUACGACCUGUCACACUCACUCCUACCAGUUAGACCUGUCACACUCACUCCUACUAGUACGACCUGUCACACUCACUCCUACUAGUACGACCUGUCACACUCACUCCUACUAGUACGACCUGUUACACUCACUCCUACUAGUACGACCUGUCACACUCACUCCUACCAGUUAGACCUGUUACACUCACUCCUACUAGUACGACCUGUCACACUCGCUCCUACUAGUACGACCUGUCACACUCACUCCUACUAGUACGACCUGUCACACUCACUCCUACUAGUACGACCUGUCACACUCACUCCUACCAGUUAGACCUGUCACACUCACUCCUACUAGUACGACCUGUUACACUCACUCCUACUAGUACGACCUGUCACACUCACUCCUACCAGUUAGACCUGUCACACUCACUCCUACUAGUACGACCUGUCACACUCGCUCCUACUAGUACGACCUGUCACACUCACUCCUACUAGUACGACCUGUCACACUCACUCCUACUAGUACGACCUGUCACACUCACUCCUACCAGUUAGACCUGUCACACUCACUCCUACUAGUACGACCUGUCACACUCACUCCUACUAGUACGACCUGUCACACUCACUCCUACUAGUACGACCUGUCACACUCACUCCUACUAGUACGACCUGUCACACUCACUCCUACUAGUACGACCUGUCACACUCACUCCUACCAGUUAGACCUGUCACACUCACUCCUACUAGUACGACCUGUCACACUCACUCCUACUAGUACGACCUGUCACACUCACUCCUACCAGUUAGACCUGUCACACUCACUCCUACUAGUACGACCUGUUACACUCACUCCUACCAGUUAGACCUGUCACACUCACUCCUACUAGUUAGACCUGUCACACUCACUCCUACCAGUUAGACCUGUCACACUCACUCCUACUAGUACGACCUGUCACACUCACUCCUACCAGUUAGACCUGUCACACUCACUCCUACCAGUUAGACCUGUCACACGCACUCCUACUAGUUAGACCUGUCACACUCACUCCUACCAGUUAGACCUGUCACACUCACUCCUACUAGUUAGACCUGUCACACUCACUCCUACUAGUACGACCUGUCACACUCACUCCUACUAGUACGACCUGUCACACUCACUCCUACCAGUUAGACCUGUUACACUCACUCCUACUAGUACGACCUGUCACACUCACUCCUACCAGUUAGACCUGUCACACUCACUCCUACUAGUACGACCUGUCACACUCACUCCUACCAGUUAGACCUGUCACACUCACUCCUACCAGUUAGACCUGUCACACGCACUCCUACUAGUACGACCUGUCACACUCACUCCUACUAGUACGACCUGUUACACUCACUCCUACUAGUACGACCUGUCACACUCACUCCUACUAGUACGACCUGUCACACUCACUCCUACCAGUUAGACCUGUUACACUCACUCCUACUAGUACGACCUGUCACACUCACUCCUACCAGUUAGACCUGUCACACUCACUCCUACCAGUUAGACCUGUCACACUCACUCCUACCAGUUAGACCUGUUACACUCACUCCUACUAGUACGACCUGUCACACUCACUCCUACCAGUUAGACCUGUCACACUCACUCCUACUAGUUAGACCUGUCACACUCACUCCUACCAGUUAGACCUGUCACACUCACUCCUACUAGUACGACCUGUCACACUCACUCCUACCAGUUAGACCUGUCACACGCACUCCUACUAGUACGACCUGUCACACUCACUCCUACUAGUACGACCUGUUACACUCACUCCUACUAGUACGACCUGUCACACUCACUCCUACUAGUACGACCUGUCACACUCACUCCUACCAGUUAGACCUGUUACACUCACUCCUACUAGUACGACCUGUCACACUCACUCCUACCAGUUAGACCUGUCACACUCACUCCUACUAGUACGACCUGUCACACUCACUCCUACCAGUUAGACCUGUCACACUCACUCCUACCAGUUAGACCUGUCACACGCACUCCUACUAGUACGACCUGUCACACUCACUCCUACUAGUACGACCUGUUACACUCACUCCUACCAGUUAGACCUGUUACACUCACUCCUACUAGUACGACCUGUCACACUCACUCCUACUAGUACGACCUGUCACACUCACUCCUACCAGUUAGACCUGUUACACUCACUCCUACUAGUACGACCUGUCACACUCACUCCUACCAGUUAGACCUGUCACACUCACUCCUACCAGUUAGACCUGUUACACUCACUCCUACUAGUACGACCUGUCACACUCACUCCUACCAGUUAGACCUGUCACACUCACUCCUACUAGUUAGACCUGUCACACUCACUCCUACCAGUUAGACCUGUCACACUCACUCCUACCAGUUAGACCUGUCACACUCACUCCUACUAGUACGACCUGUCACACUCACUCCUACUAGUACGACCUGUCACACUCACUCCUACCAGUUAGACCUGUCACACUCACUGCUACCAGUUAGACCUGUCACACUCACUCUUACUAGUACGACCUGUCACACUCACUCCUACUAGUACGACCUGUCACACUCACUCCUACUAGUUAGACCUGUCACACUCACUCCUACCAGUUAGACCUGUCACACUCACUCCUACCAGUUAGACCUGUCACACUCACUCCUACCAGUUAGACCUGUCACACCCACUCCUACCAGUUAGACCUGUCACACUCACUCCUACCAGUUAGACCUGUCACACUCACUCCUACUAGUUAGACCUGUCACACUCACUCCUACUAAUUAGACCUGUCACACUCACUCCUACUAGUACGACCUGUCACACUCACUCCUACUAGUACGACCUUUUACACUCACUCCUACCAGUUAGACCUGUCACACUCACUCCUACUAGUACGACCUUUUACACUCACUCCUACCAGUUAGACCUGUUACACUCACUCCUACUAGUACGACCUGUCACACUCACUCCUACUAGUACGACCUUUUACACUCACUCCUACCAGUUAGACCUGUCACACUCACUCCUACCAGUUAGACCUGUCACACUCACUCCUACUAGUACGACCUGUCACACUCACUCCUACUAGUACGACCUGUCACACUCACUCCUACUAGUACGACCUGUUACACUCACUCCUACUAGUUAGACCUGUCACACUCACUCCUACCAGUUAGACCUGUCACACUCGCUCCUACUAGUACGACCUGUCACACUCACUCCUACCAGUUAGACCUGUCACACUCACUCCUACUAGUUAGACCUGUCACACUCACUCCUACCAGUUAGACCUGUCACACUCACUCCUACUAAUUAGACCUGUCACACUCACUCCUACCAGUUAGACCUGUCACACUCACUCCUACCAGUUAGACCUGUCACACUCACUCCUACCAGUUAGACCUGUCACACUCACUCCUACCAGUUAGACCUGUCACACUCACUCCUACCAGUUAGACCUGUCACACUCACUCCUACUAGUACGACCUGUCACACUCACUCCUACCAGUUAGACCUGUCACACAAACACAUUGUAUGAAUCGUAUGUCUCUCCUCUUCCCAGCUCAAGGCUACUCUGUACCCACGUUACCAAACGGUAUAGGACGCUACCCGUCGUUUGGUGAGGCCUCGUCGCGCCCUUCUAGCCGACACCCUUCUGUAGGCAGUGCCAGGCUGCCCUCUGUGGGAGAGGAGUCAACGCACCCUCUCCUGGCCUCGGACCAGUCGGUGAGAACACCCCCCUUUGGUCAUGGACCCCUGUGGAUAACUGUUAUUAUCGAUGCAUUCAAAGCCACUGACUAAGAAGCAUUGACUUUCUUGUUGCUGUAUGAUCAGAUUAUUUUCUCAACGAGUUGUUAUUUUGUCUUUGGAUUUAGUUUGAAGAUGUUACUGAUCCAGGCAGAGCAGUGGAAUGUGUCAGUGUGUGUUUUUAAACUCUCUCUCUCUCAGGUCCACACCUACGUCAACACGUCAGGUGUACGGGAUGACCUUCGCACUCGCCCCAGCAGCCACACCCCCUUGGAGCUGCGGCUGUCCAAUCCGGAGACGACCUCCUCGCUAGCCACCGCCCCUCCGUCACCCACGGAGACAGACAUGGACACAGAGCCCCAGGUGCUGCUGGAGCCAGAAGGGGUUACAUUUAUCCUCGGUCCCACACCGGCUCAGAGGAGGCAGAAGCAGACCCGUGGGGAUGGGGACAGGGAGGCUGGUUCCAGAGGGGAUGGGGAUGGGGACGGGGAGGCUGAGUCUAGGGGGUCUGGGGAUGGAGAGAUGGUGCUUGGGGUGUCUGGGUCUAACGGUGAGCCCAGCUCGGCAGCUCCCUCUGGGGGUCUGAACGGGAAUGGGAACGGCUGUGUGGUGGGCUCCACCCUGGGUCUCCAGGCAGGAGACUGUGAUACGGGGUAUGACAGUGAUGAACGCAAAGACGCCCCCCCUCCCCCUCUUCCUCCUAACCCUAACCCUCCACCUCACCAAGGAGCCAAACCCAGCACCAUCUCCACCUAUGAGCACCACAACGGCAACACCACCCAUCCUUACGUCUCCACCCCUGUCCCUGUUCCAGCCCCCAACCCCCGGCGUAACCGCGCCGCCAUCCCCCUCCCUGACUCCUCCCACAACGCCAACAACUCCGCCCAGCGGCGCACGGCGCUCCUUAACUACGAGAACCUUCCGGCGCUGCCUCCGGUGUGGGAGACGGCCAGGCGCUUCUCUGAGGGUGACGAGGAGGAUGAAGAGGAGGUGUAUCACGGAUACGGACCAAAGACCCCCUCCCUUAACGGCUACCACAACCACCACCAUCAUCCUCCUCACCACCAUCAUCAUCAUCCUCACCCCCACCUUCAUCACCACGGUCUGGGUCUGGACCCCAUGCACAACUACGUCAACACAGAGAAUGUAAACGUCUCGCUCAGCGCCAAACUGGACUCUGCGCGGAUCCUUCCGCGGGGGCGGGACUCUAGCGGCGUCUGUUCGACUCCCACCGUCUUUAACUUUGACUUCCGGUCGGGGCGAUUGACGGGCGGACCGGGUGGGUUGGGGUUGGAUCCCUUGAGGCAGCUGAACUACAUUGAGGUUGAGAUGGAGAAGGGCUCGGACUCCAGUGGGCCGCAGACGCCCAAGACCCCCACCACUCCCUGUGGUGUCGGCCUGGGCGGUCUCCUCCUCCCCCCUUCCACCCCCACGCGGCGGACCGAACUGUACGCCAUGAUCGACAUCGAGCGCACGGCGGCCAUGUCGAGUCUUCAGAAAGCACUGCCCCGUGACGAC
Molecule: messenger RNA, 5728 nt
Organism: Coregonus sp. 'balchen'
Lineage: Eukaryota; Metazoa; Chordata; Actinopteri; Salmoniformes; Salmonidae
Source: the annotation of a GenBank genome assembly